Molecule: messenger RNA, 1389 nt
Organism: Myxocyprinus asiaticus (Chinese sucker)
Lineage: Eukaryota; Metazoa; Chordata; Actinopteri; Cypriniformes; Catostomidae
Product: histone H3.3A
Exons: 4
Coding region: 145-555 (136 amino acids)
Cellular component (GO): nucleosome
Molecular function (GO): structural constituent of chromatin; DNA binding; protein heterodimerization activity
Source: RefSeq, a predicted model, not a curated record
AGACAGUGUUUGUGUGUUUAAUGUACUGAAAGCCUUCCUGCCGCAGUGCACGAUGGGAAACUGAAACAGUCUUUCACCUUAAACUCUUCAUACAGACGGCAGAAACCCGCAGCUGCGGAAUAAAACCCUCUCUAGUGUGUCAGUAUGGCCCGUACUAAGCAGACCGCUCGUAAGUCCACUGGAGGAAAAGCCCCCCGUAAGCAGCUGGCGACUAAAGCCGCUCGUAAGAGUGCGCCCUCCACCGGAGGAGUCAAGAAGCCCCAUCGCUACAGGCCCGGUACUGUGGCCCUGCGUGAGAUCCGUCGGUACCAGAAGUCCACUGAGCUGUUGAUCCGAAAGCUUCCGUUCCAGCGUCUGGUGCGUGAGAUCGCACAGGACUUUAAAACCGACCUGCGCUUCCAGAGCGCCGCCAUUGGAGCCCUUCAGGAGGCCAGUGAGGCGUACCUGGUGGGUCUGUUUGAAGACACUAACCUGUGCGCCAUCCACGCCAAACGUGUCACCAUCAUGCCCAAAGACAUCCAGCUGGCACGCCGCAUCCGCGGAGAACGUGCUUAAUCUUCUGUCUUUUCUUCUUUUUACCUUUCCAUCUGUCUUCACCUUCAGCUUUAUUUUUGUACUCGAGUGUCAGUUAUUGUGAGAUCUUUCUGUGUAUGUGUUAGUGCUCUUGUGAAGUGUUGCAUGGUUUAAUGCACAAGAGUUUGAAAAUGACAUGAGCAUGCAAACUGUUGGAUGCGAUGGACCUUAUUAUGUCCUCAGGGUACUAACUAACAAAGUUAACUAAAGGACUGAAAGCGCUGAAUCCACAUUUAGCGUCUGAAAGAAUUUGGUUAUGCUAAAUCUGAAUAAAGAUUAAAAAGUGGAGGACUUGUUUGUUUUUUUGACCAUUAUUUUAGGUGCUAACAUCCUCGUCCUUCUGCUAUUCCUCACUGAAAGGGUCAGAAUUAUAGUGAAACACUGUUUUGUAGCUGUAUUGUUCAUGUUUUUCUUUAAUGUAUUCUCAUUUGUCUUUUAUUUCGCUGAGAUUCACAGAUUGGCAAAUGUGUAUACCAUAUCACGGAUGGAUUCUGGGAUUGGGUCCUAAAUAUCCUCUACAUGCUGAUUGGAGGGGUUUUCAGUUCUGUAUAAUUUAUGUUCUUGGAAUAAGUUAUGUUAUUGAUGAGCAUAUGUAGCAACAGAUGAAAGACUGUACCUGUUGUAUACAAUUUGAUACAUUCAUGAGUCCUUUAGUGAGAUAUUUAGCAGACACACACUCAGGUUUUUCUACACCCUUUCGUAGUUUUUAUCACAAAGUUAUUAUGUUUUGUUUUUUUAUAUGUGUGUAAAGUCUGAGAAGCAAAUCUUUUACUACACAGAUAAGGAAAUGGACAAUAAAUUGGUGUUGAACUCUUA